Symsagittifera roscoffensis is the source of this 1979-nucleotide messenger RNA. RefSeq lists its product as uncharacterized. The record is from RefSeq and is a predicted model, not a curated record. The transcript has 7 exons. The coding region runs from base 909 to 1910 and encodes 333 amino acids. Lineage: Eukaryota; Metazoa; Xenacoelomorpha; Acoela; Convolutidae.
AAAUCUCUCAUAACUUCUAGAACAAAGGAAUCCAAAUAAUCGCGACCUAUUUAAGAGUCUGAACUACGUUAAUCGACUCUUUAAAACGAAAACAAAAACGACAAAUUCAACUUCACUGCGUUCAUUGAGACUCAACGCCUCUAUUCGUGCAUAUCAAAACGAACAAUACAACAUAACUACGUUCACUGAGACUUAUUCUUCUGUUCAUGCAAAUUUUUAUCGAGCGAACGUGAAAAACAAAGCAUCAAAAAGCAGAGUGGGGAAGGGUGCGCAUUACCCCUUCCGAAGGGUUCAACUCCGCGCCUGAUAUCAACAUCAACCAUCAUGAUCAUAUCUUUACGUCAAAUCAUCAAAUCAUUUCAGAAGCUAAGUUGCCAUUUAUCCUCAAUCACAAAUAAUGAGAGCUCAGAAAGAACGGCAGAUAAUUGAAAGUACUAAAGACAGUCAGUUUUUACAAGUUUGUUCUCGCAAAUGAUAAAUCCAAAUUCGUAUAUUAACCAUACUGGCUUGAAACUAAACAAACAAGCAAAUUAUACGUGACAGCUCCAGUUACCACAUUACAUGUAUAAUGUUUUCUCGAAGCAGUGCGACUAAGUUUGUUUUCUAUUGAUUAGCAAUUGAACUUUGGAGCCCUGUUGGCAACUCUAGCCUUUAUUUAUCUCAGAACAUCGUACCAUUUGAAUCGAGAAGUGUGAACCCUUUUCUUUGGUUAAAAAUAGACAAACUUGUUUAUUGGACUCAGGGUCUGCCGUAGCGGAAUUAAUUCAUCGUCAGCCAAGACAAAUGAUGCUAGCAAAUAUGGAAUCAAAAUACUAAAAACUAUCAUAUCCAGCAAAAAUCUAUAAACUAAAACCUUGAUACUUGUUACGAAUUACAAAUUCCUAUCUCUUAAACGGAUCGCUUAAGAAAUGGGCAUCAUGAAAGCCAACGGGUUUUCUGUGAUGCUGAAUCGCGUGGAGCCAGAUGUGCGAAAGAAGGACCAGUCUCUGAUGUACUAUCUGAGAAGUCUGUUCCAGUGGCAUGAUGAAACACUCAACUGUUGGACUAACAUUGCAGCCAUGCUCAUAUUAGGUGAUAUGAUAUUGGGAUGCGUGUCGAAUGGCAAAUUAGACAUUUCCUCUCGUUCUUCUUCUAUGGACAAUGAGUACAACGAGUGGCCAUUGUACAUUGGGUGUCUCUCAUUCACUACCAACCUCAGCUCCUUCGUGGCGCACUUGUUCAUGAGCAAAAACUACAUCACAGAGUGUGCAGUGUUCGCAUUCGACCUCUUCGGUGCAGUCAUUAUGGGUACUGUAGUUGCCAUGAGUUACGUGGGCUAUGCCUUCUCACUGGUUCAGAAUCAGCAAAACUUCAUUUCUCAACACUUGCCAUGGGUCGUCUUCUCGAUAAGGGUUCUCGGCUGUGUACUUUAUGCCACUAGUUCUUCAGUCUACGUCAUCCGGUGUCGCAGGGAGUAUCGACUGUGCAGUGAGGACUUGUCCAAGGCACAACACGUGGACGUGGUCGAGUGUAUAGCCCACUGCUUUCCCAUCUGUGCUUUGAUUGUCAUUCCCUCUGCCAUUUACACUGGACAAUUCUACCCUGUUGUACUCUGUGCUUUUCUACUCAUAACGACUCGACUGUUACUGGGGGCUAGCAACAGAUGGUCCAGACACAGAUGGCUACUACACAGCAUCAGCCACUUAACAGGCGCCCUUUUAGUGGCCUCGGAGCUACUAUCUCUUGCUAGACACACACAACAACAGCACAGAGCUAAACUCAUGAAUAGAGCAAUCAUGCCGUACUACUUACUCGCGGACUUAUUAAGUAUUAUCAUGCUCAUUGUCUUCACAUCGACCCUCUACUUCACUGUGAACAAAACGAGCCACCAAAUGAACAAAACAACCAACCAGAAGACUCACUUGCAAUGACAAACAUUCACUACAUAUAUACUAUGCUCAUUUUAUUCGCACAAAAUUAAUUUUGUUCCCAAUUCAAAA